Messenger RNA from Etheostoma spectabile (orangethroat darter), 1557 nucleotides. It is a transcript of the gene pla2g12a, whose product is annotated as phospholipase A2, group XIIA. Gene Ontology annotation, cellular component: extracellular region. The record is from RefSeq and is a predicted model, not a curated record. Gene Ontology annotation, molecular function: A2-type glycerophospholipase activity; calcium ion binding. The coding region runs from base 131 to 745 and encodes 204 amino acids. NCBI's taxonomy places the organism in Eukaryota, Metazoa, Chordata, Actinopteri, Perciformes, Percidae. The transcript has 4 exons. Gene Ontology annotation, biological process: phospholipid metabolic process; arachidonate secretion; lipid catabolic process.
AACCCGGAAACGAAAUCACCACAGCUGCGACAGGUAGUGAAAUGAAAACAACCAGAAGUGACCCUUGAGAUGCUAUCAAGACAAUAUUUUCACGAAUAAAUCAGCCUUAAUUAAACUCAUUAUCCGGAAAAUGCUGGUUUCUGGCUACGACGUUAAGUGGACGAUGCACUACCACGGCUACCUCUGUGUUUUUCUGCUGGGUUUGAAUUCUUUUGGAUGUCUCCAAUGUGUGUCUACAUGCAAACAAGAGCCAAAGACUCCAGACUGGAGGAUGACUCUGAAAACUAUCCGUAAUGGAAUACAUAAGAUUGACACGUACCUGAACGUAGCACUGGACUUGUUUGGUGGCGAUGACGGGCUGUGUCAUUAUAAGUGUAGCGAUGGUUACAAGCCUGCCCAUCGUCCUGGAUACAAGCACCCACCACCCAACGGAUGUGGCUCCCCGCUGUUUGGAUUUCAGUUUGACAUAGGCAUCCCGUCCAUGACCAAAUGUUGUAACCAGCAUGACCGCUGCUAUGACACCUGCGGCCGUGAGAAGCACGAGUGCGAUGAUCAGUUCCAGGACUGUCUCGAGACCAUCUGCAGGAAUGUGCAAAGGACUCUGGGAUUGGCUCAGAGUGUCCAAGCUUGUGAAUCAGCAGUGACUCUGCUGUUUGACGCUGUUAUGCACUUGGGAUGCAAGCCAUACCUGGACAGCCAGAGGGAGUCUUGUGUGUGUCAGUAUGAAGUGAAGAGGGAACUGUGACACCGCCACAGGAGCAAGACCGUGGACCGAUUGAGAGGCCCAACACUGACAGAAGUAUGCCAGCAAUAAACUUUUCUCUCCGACUUGUAGAUUUUCUCAAGAACAGAGCUGCACUGACUUGUGUCCAUCGCCUUCCUUUUAUUGGAGUUUUGAAAUGUAGACAUAUAUUAGACAAAGUGAAUGUGAAAAUACCUAGUGGACAGCUAAUCUUUCCGAUGCAGUUAAUUAUUUAUAUUUUGUUAAUAGUGAGUGAUGUCUGUCCUGUGAUGGACUGGAAACAGGGUGCUCAGGGUUUCCCCGGCUGUUGGAUGCUUGGGUAGCACUUUAUUUUACGUGUUACGGGUUUGUCAAUUCCUAAUAAUUCCCAUUUGUAAGUUUUGUGGUAAUGAUUAUAGGUAAAACAAAGGCAACGUAAAUGGAGCUGUUCUCUCUGGAACCCAGCCACAACUUUUAAACUCAGCACAACAAACUAAACUGACUAAGUCAACAGUGUCAGCUCUUAGUUUUUAUUUUUAUUUUUUCCUGUAAUUACAACCAUAUUUAUAUAGUUCUUUACAGGAAACCUUCAAUAAAUUAUUAGGAAAACCUAACACUACCAUAACCCUAUUAGGAAUAUGUGAUGAUUAAGUAAGACUUUUCACUUUCUACAACAUCUUAAACAGUUGUUUUUUUUUAAUUUGUAAAAUAAUUGUAAACUACCACAUGACAGGGAAUGCACUGUUGCGCCCCACUGAUGCCAAUGUGAUAACAUGGUGGAGAAAACCUGUGUUAAAUUGUCAUAACAAUAAAAAAAAACAUGCUUUCAUUGAUCA